Molecule: messenger RNA, 1175 nt
Organism: Orbicella faveolata
Lineage: Eukaryota; Metazoa; Cnidaria; Anthozoa; Scleractinia; Merulinidae
Source: RefSeq, a predicted model, not a curated record
GGAACGUUCAAAUCAAGUGAUGAGCAGGGAGUCCUGAAGCUUGGCAACUUAAGUCAGGACUACAUUUCAGACCCAGAUCUCCGCACUGUACUGGCUAAUGCAGAACUGGAUGCCAAAAGAAUGAAGGAUUUUGAGGAUCAAGAGCUACUUCUUGCAACGUCUGUGAUUUACAGCGAUAAAUUUGUGCUUAGAGGGAAAAGAAAGCGUCAGGUUGAGAUGCCGCCGUUUGUCCAGAUACUACUACCACAUCUGAAAGCGCAUUGUAAGGGGACGUACAUUCCCCCAGAAGUGGCAUCAAGAACUGUACGGGCGCCAUUUCUCUUCAAGUGCUGCCGCGUUGGCUACAAUAAAGAAGUCAAUCGACUGGAAAUCCGCAAAGGAGAGUACGUGGGUAAGACUGUUACAGCGGAUUUGGACCACUCAACCAAAAUGCAAGAUUCUGAGUACGGCGACUCACUGCCAGUAGAGAUAUAUACGGAUGAAGAUGGCGAUUUGUCAGCGCAUUUCAAGGUUACGUACAUUCCCCCAGAAGUGGCAUCAAGUACUGUACGGGCGCCAUUUCUCUUCAAGUGCUGCCGCGUUGGCUACAAUAAAGAAGUCAAUCGACUGGAAAUCCGCAAAGGAGAGUACGUGGGUAAGACUGUUACAGCGGAGUUGGACCACGCAACCAAAAUGCAAGAUGCUGAGAAUGGCGACUCACUGCCAGUAGAGAUAUAUACGGAUGAAGAUGGCGAUUUGUCAGAUUCUUUGACAGCCGAAGAUAUUGUUAAACUGGACAUCAUUAAGAAAGAGGUGCUGCUUGCGGAAAGGACUUUAGAACGACGUAAAGCGCGAGUGAACAAGUAUCUACAAUGGUUUGAACGGGUAUUGACCACAGACCAAAAGGAGCUGUUUCUUGAUGAGCUAUUGACUGCAGAAGACUGCAAGUUUCUAAAAAGCAUCGCCAUUCCUUUCUCCAAGAAUUCUCCCAAGCUUGAUAUGUCAUCAUUCACAAAGGAAGACAUUCAUGGAUAUGGAAUUGUCUUUAAAGUGCUAAGUGGUAUGAACUUGAACUCUAUCUAGCCUAUUCUUAUUCACCCUAUAUGUUUCUUUUUAGGUUUGAUGUCGCCAUGAAACUCCAAUAAACUAAAUUAGUAUUAAUUUGACGCUUCCUCUGUUGAGUCAGUGAAGAGUUU